Spea bombifrons (plains spadefoot toad) is the source of this 1329-nucleotide messenger RNA. RefSeq names its product 5'-nucleotidase, cytosolic IB (gene NT5C1B). The transcript is spliced from 6 exons. Gene Ontology annotation, biological process: adenosine metabolic process; nucleotide metabolic process. The coding region runs from base 204 to 1289 and encodes 361 amino acids. Gene Ontology annotation, molecular function: magnesium ion binding; nucleotide binding; 5'-nucleotidase activity. Gene Ontology annotation, cellular component: cytosol; cytoplasm. NCBI's taxonomy places the organism in Eukaryota, Metazoa, Chordata, Amphibia, Anura, Pelobatidae. The record is from RefSeq and is a predicted model, not a curated record.
AUCUCUGACAUCUUUCUACCCCCCUAAAAGAGCCCCCGCCGCAGAGCCCAGGGUGCCGAGUAUCUCCCGCACCGGAGGGACCCGCCCCGCAGUCACCCACCUCCUUCCCCACACCCACCGCCACACGCCCCGAUCUCCGCCGCCGGGAAGCCGAGCUCAGAGACACCCGCCGCAAACCUCCUGCCACCCGCGCCCUCGCCACCAUGAGCACGGCCACCGGCACCCAACCGACCCCCGCGGCAGAGACCCCCAAACACGACGAGGGCGUCACCUCAGCCAAGGCCUUUUAUGACAGCCUGGCAUCCAAGAAGAGGCCGAAACUGCCGAAGCCGCAGAACGCAGUGACCAUCGCCGUCUCCUCCAGGGUUCUGUUUAACAUGUCGGAGGACCGGAAAAUGUACGAGGAGGAAGGGGUGGAAAAAUACGUGCAGCACCAACAAACACACGAAGAGGAGCCCCUGAAAACGGGGCCCGCGUUCCCCUUCGUGAAGGCUGUAGAAGAGGUUAAUAAGCAGCUACGGGCUCUCUAUCCCGAUAGCGAGGAGCUCUUUGAUAUCGUCCUGAUGACCAACAACCAUGCCCAGGUUGGGGUCAGGCUUAUAAACAGCAUCAAUCACUAUGAUCUGAAUAUCGAGCGUUUCUGCAUGACGGGCGGUAAAAGUCCAAUUGGAUACCUCAAGGCCUACUUGACCAAUCUGUACCUGUCGGCAGACUCGGAGAAGGUCCAGGAAGCCAUUGCAGAAGGUAUUGCAGCCGCCACCAUGUUUAUUGCCAAGAAGGAUCUGGUCCUGUCGGAGAAGCAGCUGAGAGUAGCGUUCGACGGGGAUGCUGUUUUGUUUUCCGAUGAAUCGGAGCAGAUUGUAAAAGAAAAGGGACUAGACUCGUUUUUUGAACACGAGAAGAAAUUUGAGAACAAGCCUCUGGCACAGGGACCGUUGAAAUGCUUUCUGGAAUCCUUGGGUAAACUUCAGAGGAAAUUCCAUGCCAAGGGCGCACGUCUAAAUUGCCCAAUCAGGACCUACCUCGUGACAGCCCGGAGUGCAGCUAGCUCAGGAGCCAGGGCCCUGAAGACCUUGCGCAGCUGGGGUUUGGAGGUCGAUGAAGCCCUGUUUCUAGCAGGUGCUCCAAAGGGUCCCAUCUUGGAGAAGAUCAAGCCUCACCUUUUCUUUGACGACCAGAUGUUCCACAUCGAGGGGGCUCAAGAACUGGGCACCAUCGCAGCGCACGUGCCUUACGGGGUCGGUCAGAAGUACCAUAAAUCAACUUUAAAGGAGGCUGAGAAAAAAUAAAAGGGGCUGCCUACUUAUCACGAAGUGUUCUAAAACCAAA